AAAUCAAACAGGGCUUCGAGAGAGAGAGGACGAGGGAGAGUGAGAUUUCUCAUUCUCUCUGAAACCCUAGAAUCAAUGUCGUCACCAUCGCCAUAGCCAUCGCCAUCGCCAUCGCCACCGCCACCGCCAUUGUAGCCGUCAUUGUCUCCUUCGUCAGCACAUCACCAGUGGAGUUUAUAAAUGGAGGAUGAAGUGAUCGUGGAGCCUCUCUUCUGCUUCUGCAUCGUCUUUCAGGGUUCUUCCACUGGUUCUGCUUUUGCUCCGGUGGCUUGAAGCACUUAGAGCGUGGUUUCGGUGCGAACGCGGUGGCAUUGGCUGAGGAGAUCUGGAAGGCAAGCGAGCGGGAGUCUCUGGAAGCUUCGAUUGAAGCUGCUUUUGAAGCUAUCAGAUCUCGUGGAACUGAUUUUCAUGUCAUUCCAAGUCAUUGCGAUUGUUAUUUCUGCACCUUUUCUAUGGAUUUCAUGAACUGAAUUGCAGAGAAAGCAAGAAUUGCCUCAACUCAAGCUUCUCACGACUUCCAAAGUGAACGAUAACCGAAUAAUCACACAACUGAUGCUCUCAUUGUGGAUUUAGGAUCAGCAUCUGCUACAAUUAAUGAUAACAAGAAAGUUUCACGCCAAGACAUUGAGCUUGUUAAUCUCCUAUUUCAGAGCUUGGAGAAAUUAUCAUUUGAUAUGAGAGGCGUCAAGUUGACUUGGGAACUAAAGUCUCGAAAACUUGAAUUUAAAGAGUCAAAGGAAAGGGUUGAAGAGGUGCUAUUUGAGGAAAAACCUAAGGCCGAUUGUGUUCAACUCCUACCCCAUCCUUGAUAAUAUCCAAACAUUGAAAAAAAUGAAGAUACUUCCUGUCAAUGAUUUGGAUAUUGCAUUACACAAUUUUGCGAACAAGGAUGACAAAAAUGCAUUUUAUGUGUGUGUACAAAGCAAUAUUAACGAAACAAGAAACAAAAUUGCUAAGGAUUCAAAUACCAUGAAGUUCGAUGAGGAAGAUUUAAUUGUUAAAGUUGGAAAGUUCUUAGAGGAACGUGUCAAACAAAGAGGUAGGAAAGGGUCCUCUAAUGCUUCUCAAAAUCCAACAAGAGGGAGGGGCAGAGGCAGAGGCAGAGGCAGAGGUUCUAGCACGAUGAAACAGACAACUCUUGAUGGAGCAUUUCGCUCAUCUCAAAGAACUUUAACAAGACUGCCCGAGAACUCAUUACGCAAUUACAGAAGAUUGAUAGUGACAAUUAUCCUGAAUUUAUACUCAAUUUGGUAUGAUGACUUAGAUUUGAAAAUCUCAGAUAAUUCUCAGCGGUGAAACAUGGGGCACAAGGCAGAUAGUUAAGGUUUUGAACAGUGAAGGGAAGGUUAUUGCAUAUGCUAAACCAUGAUUCUCAAUGGUAAUUAACAGUUUAGUAUCGCCUAAACUGAGUAGAGUGACAUUUUAAGUUUUUGUGUCUAUUUUCCCAUUUCAUACCAAUUUGAUUGAUGUAAUUUAUUAAUUUUAUAUUCAUUCCAUACUAAUUACUAAUUUCUUUAAAGUUAAAUAAUUUUUAGUUUGAUUGAUGUAAUUUGUUCAAUCAAUAA
Arachis duranensis is the source of this 1565-nucleotide messenger RNA. Its product is annotated as double-strand break repair protein MRE11. Gene Ontology annotation, biological process: double-strand break repair via homologous recombination; telomere maintenance; double-strand break repair via nonhomologous end joining. The transcript has 9 exons. The record is from RefSeq and is a predicted model, not a curated record. Bases 832 to 1296 code for a protein of 154 amino acids. Gene Ontology annotation, cellular component: Mre11 complex. Lineage: Eukaryota; Viridiplantae; Streptophyta; Magnoliopsida; Fabales; Fabaceae.